Messenger RNA from Contarinia nasturtii (swede midge), 736 nucleotides. RefSeq names its product C-type lectin 37Da-like. NCBI's taxonomy places the organism in Eukaryota, Metazoa, Arthropoda, Insecta, Diptera, Cecidomyiidae. Gene Ontology annotation, biological process: biological process involved in interspecies interaction between organisms. The coding region runs from base 89 to 523 and encodes 144 amino acids. The transcript has 5 exons. Gene Ontology annotation, molecular function: carbohydrate binding. Gene Ontology annotation, cellular component: external side of plasma membrane. The record is from RefSeq and is a predicted model, not a curated record.
GUAGUCAGGCAUAGAUAGUUGCUAUCUUUUGAGGCGUUCCGACUUCGAUUAUCAAUUCAACUAACCGCAAUAAUACUUGAAAAUAAACAUGAAACUGUGCUUGUUCAUGAUUAUCGCCUUCAUUGGCAUUGAAUUGUCUGCAGCCAAAUCCUAUUAUAUUUCAUCUCAAAAGGAAAAUUGGUUCAUAGCAAUGGGUGCUUGCCACUUCAAAGGUUACAAAUUGGCGAGCAUUGAAACCCAAUCGGAUUUUGAUAACCUUUGGUAUAAGAUUGGAAAUAGUGGUGAAAAAUUUUGGACUUCUGGUACGAGACUUGGUCAAGCAUAUGCCGGAUAUUCCGAUUCCAGUAAGACAUUUUAUUGGAUGGAAUCUGGUAGAUAUUUCAGCUACGCGAAUUGGGCAUAUGGUCAGCCAGACAACCAUAAUGGAAAUCAAGCUUGCGUUAUUGUGGAUGGAGCCAACGGAUUAAAAUUCGACGAUGCUGGUUGCUUAGAUAAUGAAUUCCGUUACAUCUGUGAAUACUAGAAAUCGUAAAUACACCGUUGGACAUCACUUCUCAAUACAAGCAUGUUGCACUUAACUAAGAACACUGUGUCUUUGACUAGAGGGAAAUUGACACCAAAGAAAUGUAGAAAAUAAUAUGUUUGUAAAAAUUCGCUUUUUGUCCCACACCAUUGUAUUUUACCUUAUAAAUGACAAUACACUUUGGAUAUUGAAUACAACCACAGAAAUCAUUCA